AGAUUCAGCCGCUGCUAGGGUUUGAUAAUCUAGGGUUAAAUCUUCUCGCUCUAAGCUCGCCUCUCUUUCUCUCUCUUCCUCCCAAGCACCAGCCGGUUCAGUUGGUAAGUUGUUGCUGGCAAGAUGGGUCGUGUGAGAACCAAAACAGUGAAGAAGUCAUCAAGGCAGAUAAUUGAGAGAUACUAUUCAAAAAUGACAUUGGAUUUCCAUGUUAACAAGAAGGUUUUGGAAGAGGUUGCUAUUAUCCCUUCAAAACGUUUGAGGAACAAGAUUGCUGGAUUUUCAACCCAUUUGAUGAAACGUAUCCAGAGAGGUCCAGUUAGGGGAAUAUCACUAAAGCUUCAAGAAGAGGAGCGUGAGAGGAGAAUGGACUAUGUUCCUGAGGAAUCUGCUAUCAAGACUGAUGUUAUUGAAGUUGACAAGGAGACUCUUGACAUGCUUUCUGCACUUGGAAUGAGUGAUCUUCCUGGUGUUAUUAAGGCUGAGGUUGAACCACAGACAUUCCCAAGCUCUGCUCCUUUUGGAAGAGGUGCCGGUGCUGGUGGUGCUUUUAAGAAGAGAUAUUAAGUGAGUUUUUUUACUCUUUAGAUGAUGGUUUUUAUUUAUUGUCUUUAAUGAAAUAGUUUCUGAAAGACUGAAUUUGGUUGCUUUAUUUUGUUUUGUUUCUUCCUUGAGAAUGAUAAUGUUGCUGUAUCUUUUUGCAUCACAUUGGUUACUAUUAUGUAUUUUUGGCUAUUUUCAAGUAAUGUUGAAUUUCUUUUCUUAG
Molecule: messenger RNA, 766 nt
Organism: Impatiens glandulifera
Lineage: Eukaryota; Viridiplantae; Streptophyta; Magnoliopsida; Ericales; Balsaminaceae
Product: 40S ribosomal protein S17-like
Exons: 2
Coding region: 124-567 (147 amino acids)
Biological process (GO): translation
Cellular component (GO): ribosome
Molecular function (GO): structural constituent of ribosome
Source: RefSeq, a predicted model, not a curated record